AUGUCCAACAUGUUCCGAAAUGCUUCAGGAGUCGUGGGAAAUGCAGGCAAACAACUCCAAUCUACCACUAAAAGGGUGGGCAAUACUAUCCAAGCCACAACCGAUAGGAUGCUCCCAGCCCAGCAACGCAAGGAAAUCGCCCAAACCCUCCGCUUCUUCGCUGAGGACAACCCAAAGCUGGCAGCCUUCCUCGCGACACAAGCUGUCCUAGCUGGCCUUCCUCUUAUCCUCUUCGUCGCCUUUGCUACGACGACUCUUCUAGUCUCACUUACCACCUGCCUACUGCUGGGUCUUCUGGCCUCUCUAGCCUUCACUUUCAUGGUCGUUGGCUUUGCUCUCAUCUUCGUUGUACCCACUGUCUUUAUUGCCAGCUGUUCGGCAACCUUCAUCUUCAUCUGGGGUCUCGUCGGCUACACUAUCCUUCGACGGCUCAAUGGGGGUGAGACGCCCUCCAAGCGCGGUACACGGAUGGGAGAUAAGCUGCACGGGCUGAAGAAAGGCCAGACUGGAAUACACGUUGGUGGUGAGGCAGGUUAUGGCCAAGACAGCAAGGAAGUACGCAAGCCGUCCACGAAGAAACACGGUGCCAGCAAGAGCGACGACUGCGACAAUGCAUCACGUCGUGGGAAUGGUGGGUACGCGAAUGGAGAAAAUGGCCACCAGAGUACGAUUGAGUGGGAACAGAAGUGGGACAAUGGAGUUCAGCCGCACCCUGUUUCCGUUGAAGUUGAUAACCCUUAUCAGGUUCUCAAAGCUGAAACUGAAGUAUAA
Molecule: messenger RNA, 771 nt
Organism: Plenodomus lingam JN3
Lineage: Eukaryota; Fungi; Ascomycota; Dothideomycetes; Pleosporales; Leptosphaeriaceae
Source: RefSeq, a predicted model, not a curated record